AUGGCGGAGAAAUGGCGAAAGUUCAAAGAAGAUAUGAAAAAAAAACGCUUGAGUGGGAAGAGCCAAAAAGGGAAAGAUGUUUCCAAACGUGAAAUAACUGUUCAAAUGUUAAGCGCGGACGUGUCGGGCAAGGCCCAAAAGUAUUCACGUAUCGGCCAAAGGGAAUUUGUCCAGUUAUAUGACGACGACGAUGAAGAUCUAGAUCGAUUUUAUACAAAAGAAGAGAUGACAAUUGAACGAGUGAAGGAUGCAUGCCUGAAACAUUUUGAACCGAAGGUUGGAAACAAUGUUGUAUGUGAUAUUCUUGCCGGUGAGCAAGGACCUUCCUGCGCAUCCUUGAAGCAAAUACCUAAUAUGAAUCUUAUAUACGUCAGAUUCAUAAACAAAAGCUCGACAGCAGAUGCGCCUGUAUUCGUUGAUGAUACUGACCCAGUUCAUCCGCAAAGCACAACUGUAAAGCGAAAGGGCCCUAACUCUGUUCCAAGUCCAAAAAAAGCUAAAAUCUCAACACCAAUGCCCAAGAGUCUCUCGGUAACCCAUAUGUUGAAACUAGGUAAACUUAUAAACAAGUCUACCACUACCAUCCACUUGUAUGGAUUUAAUUUGGCAGAUAUGAGCUGGUCGUCUUCACCAAGGGCAGUUGAAUUUAGUGUUUCAGAAGAUGUGCUCGGAGAAGGUGCAUUCCGAAAAGCUUAUAAAGCAGAAUCAAAAGAUGAGAGCUUUGCUGGUUCAUGGGUAGUCAAAGAAUAUAAUGAAAAUGCAUUGGAUGUCAUUGCUGAGUCCAAUCAAACUCUCGAAACCCAUACAAAGAAGGUUGUACAAAUGCACAGCUUAGCCCAGAACUUUGCAAGCCAACUGAAGACAAGUGUUGAGCAAAAUGGCAUGCAAGAAUCUUUUGGUGAUUGUUUUCAUUAUGGGAGUGUCUACUUAGGAAAAAAAGGUGACGAAUUUGUCACAGUUGAAGAGUUUGUAGAUGGAGAGUUUAGUAAGUAUAUAAACAAUGAUGGCACAUUGUGCAAGAAUGUCAACGAGGUUAUAUUACAGAAACAGAGUGUCUUUCUCAUUUUUCUUUUGAAAAAUCCAACAAUCAG
This is a messenger RNA of Paramuricea clavata, 1091 nucleotides long. NCBI's taxonomy places the organism in Eukaryota, Metazoa, Cnidaria, Anthozoa, Malacalcyonacea, Plexauridae. The record is from the annotation of a GenBank genome assembly.